UUGAACAUUAUUCACAAAGAUUUUUAUUUCACAAAUAAGCUAAAUCACAAUUGAGCUAAGAUAUUAUUCUCUAUGUAAAAUAUUUUAUUUAAUAUAACUAUCUUACGGUUUGUCGAAGCGUAAAAUCUCCGAAAUCUGUAAGCUUAGGCAGAAUCUUAAUUACAUAUGCCAAAAUAAACCAGCGCUCUCUGUCGAUGUUUCUGUAAUAGUGAGUUAUGCCGUGGUUCAAUGCCAUUUUGGUGAUUAUUGAUAUUUGAUAAUUCCUGUUUAAUUAACGUGUAUUUAUAUAUAUGCACUCUGGAAAUACAUUCUAAUGUUUCUCCUGACUUCCUCAAAAUAAUUAUUUACAUUAAUGCAUACUAUGUUCGUGAUAUCUGAAAAAAGUGUAUGGUAAAUCUUGCUAGUUGUGAUAGUGUUUAUUGUAUCUUGAAAACUAAAACUGGAUGUGUUUACAAAACUUUGUUAAUAAUGAUUUUUAAUCACUUGGGCAAGUCGAAAUAUCCAGCAUUUACUUUAUUAACGUAGUGGAUUUUUCUAAUUAUUAAAAUAUCUUACCGGCCCUCUGAUGAUUGAAAUGGCGGCUAAUUCAAAAUUGCAUGUAAACAAAACCAUUUUAUAAACAGAUACAGACAAUGUGUUAUUUUGAAAAUAUUCAAUAACCAUAUGUAAACAACAAACGUAACUAUUUAAAACUUAUGACAGAAAUGUUAAGACUCCCUUAAUGGAUUUUUCUGUCAACUGCGAAUUAUCUUAGUACACAGAAUAUAGACAGGAACAUUUUUCUCGUGAUGGACCCUGUACUUCAAAGACUUGGUGAUGUUACGAUACAGAGACUUGAAAAACCAAGAGAACCCAAGAUGGGACCUCAAAAUGUCCCGGUGGCGAAACCCAAAGAGAAUAAAGAUGAAAUGAACAGUAGUCCUGAAGAUGACAGUGGAGAUGAUUUUUCUAUUCCAGGUCUAAAAAGAUCAAUGAUAUCCAAUGAGAUAUCGAUGAAAAAGUUCAAAUUUGGUCCUAGUGGAUUACCUAUUGGUAAAAAAACUGAUGACUUGAGUGAGACGGAAAUGUCUGAUUAUGAUUCUGAAUCAGAAAUGGAAGAUUCAGAAGAUGAAUCUCAUGAACUCAACACCAACGCACCACUCAAUCAGAAAGUUACCCCCAAUAAAAAUUUUCCAGUGCCUCAACUACCUAUUCAAGCUCCAAGUAACUCUGAUGAAGAUGAAGGUAGUAGUGGAGCAUCCUUUUUUGAAAAAUUGGUGCAACAGACUACUGUUACUGAACCACCACCUCCCAGUACGCCUGAUUCGAACACUCCCAAAGAGCCCAAUAUUCCUAUAAAACAGGAAGCUGCCAGUGAGGAAGAUUACGAUAUUGAUAUUAAAGAAAAACUGAAAGAAAUGGGGGAGAUCAGUUUUGAAACGGUCAAGAAAGGGGAGAAACCCAAAAAGACUGAAGUAGUGGAAAAUGAAGUUGUUGUCACUACUAAAAAAUUAGGUGCUGAUGGUGAGGAGAUUCCUGGGCUGCCCAAAGGAAUUGCGUUAAGGAGAAACAUUCGUGAAGUUAUGGAUGAAACUAAACUGGAUGAAUCGACUCUGGCGGCUCAAAGGCAGGAAGUUGAACGUCUCAGGAGGGUACAAGAGCAACAAAGGCUUCUGAGAGAAUUGCAAAAACAAGCAGCACAAGAAAGAAUGCAAAAUAGAGUGAUAUCCUUGUUACAAGGUGGCCAUUAUUCAAAACCCGGUACAUCACAACAAACACGAAUCGGUAACACUGUACUAGUAAAGUUGCCCAAUGGACAAACUAAGCCAAUGACUCGUAUUCCUAAACGCCCAUUUGAAUUACUUAGGUACCAAAAGAAGGUAGCCCAGCAACCCAUGAGCGCUCCUAAAGUCUCCAAAAAUCUUUUGCCCCCUAAAAAGAUUCCUACAGGACCUGAUCUGACUCCUUCUGUCAGUAUUGCUCCCGUCUCGAAAAAAAUGAUGCCACCAAUUAUGCAGAGGCAUAGUGAUAGCGAUAGCGAAAGUGAUGAAAGAAAAAUUAUGUCACCUCCUUUAACACAUAAACCUAAGGGUAAACCACCUGUACAAACAAUAGACAUAUCUUCCGACGAUGAUUGUAUCGUGGUAUCUGAACCUGAAGAAGAAGAGGAAGAAACAGAAGAUGAUCCAACAAACUCUGGCAUGCAUACCAAUGAUCAAUUCAAUCAACCAGAUGAACAAGGAAGAGUAUUGGUAAACGUAGGUCAUCCUGAAGGAGAACCUGACGUUUUUGUAGCACCGCAAAUUUCUCGGAUUAUCAAACCCCAUCAGAUCGGUGGAGUCAGAUUUCUAUAUGAUAACGUUGUUGAAAGCACUAGUCGAUUUGAAAGCUCUACGGGAUUCGGCUGUAUUUUGGCCCAUUCUAUGGGUCUUGGAAAAACUCUUCAAAUUGUUACGUUUUCUGACAUUUUCCUCCGUCAUACGUCAGCAAAAACAAUUCUAUGUAUAAUGCCUAUAAAUACUUUACAAAAUUGGAUGGCAGAAUAUAAUAUGUGGAUCCCGCCUGAAGAAAGUGUGGCCAGCAGCCCUUUGGCAGCACAUGGAGAAGUAAGACCGAGAAAUUUUAAUAUUCUCGUUUUAAAUGACAGCCACAAAACUCUGGUGGCUAGAGCUAAAGUCAUACAUGAAUGGAGAACAAACGGCGGUGUGCUAUUAAUCGGCUAUGAACAGUUCAGAUUACUGAGCCAGAGGAAAAUGCCAAAAUCUCGAAGGAAAGUUAAUCCAGAAAUUGAUGAUAACCGCAAUAGCAAAUUAUUUGAUGAGGUACAUACAGCUUUAAUAAAACCUGGUCCCGAUCUGGUUAUUUGUGACGAAGGUCACCGCAUCAAAAACUCUCAUGCUUCCAUAUCCCAAGCGCUGAAACAAAUGGAAACCAAAAGAAGAGUUGUUUUAACCGGUUACCCACUACAAAAUAACUUGAUGGAGUACUGGUGUAUGGUAGAUUUUGUCAGACCAAACUAUCUCGGUUCAAAAACUGAAUUUUGCAAUAUGUUUGAAAGACCCAUUAUGAAUGGACAGUGUAUAGAUUCAACAGAAGCAGAUAUCAAACUUAUGAGAUAUAGAGCCCAUGUACUUCAUUCGUUACUGAUAGGUUUUGUUCAAAGGAGAUCUCAUGCGGUGUUGCAAACUGCUCUACCCCAAAAAGAGGAAUAUGUGUUAUUAGUAAGGAUGACGCCCUUUCAAAGAACACUAUAUGAAACUUUUAUGAACGAAGUCGUUCGAGUUCAAGCUGUGCCAAAUCCGCUGAAAGCUUUUGCUGUAUGUUGUAAAAUCUGGAAUCAUCCCGACGUUCUAUACAACUUCCUUAAGAAAAGAGCCGGUGGUGAAGCUGUAGAUAUAGAUUUAGAAGAAGUAGGUGGAGCACCUAUAACAAAAACUGCCAAUGAAAAACCUCCACCAAAAUCAAAGAGGAAAACUCCAGCAAAAGGGAAAAAUGGAAAGCCCGCUGCUUCCGUAACUCCUUAUAAUAGUUCCACCGAAGGUACAGGAACUCCUCUCGUUCAAUCAGUAUCCACCGCUCCUACCACUACUUUUUCUAGCACAUCCCCAAUUACAUCCUUCGCAAACGCCCUCUCUCAGCAGAGUAAAAUAAAAACUCAGCAAUGUACAUCAAGUCAAGAUUCCACGACGAUACAAGACAUAUCCAACAAUUUUCCAGAUACUAUAUUACAACCUUAUUACGAUCAAGAAUUUGAUCAAAAUGCUCAAUUCCCAUCAACGUUUCCUAAUAGUAAUAAUUAUAAUUACCCGAACACUUCCAACGCAAAUACCGAUUACAACAGCAGCUUCAACUUAUCAGAACAUACUCAAAAAACCAGUUUCCUCAAUCUGGAUUCUCAAAAUUCCACUCUAACACCUUUAUCUUCAAAAGUAUCACUAACUCCACUCACAUCGAAAACAAAGGAUCUGUCACUGAGUGGAAAUUCAACAUUGACAUCAUUAAAUAACAUGAAUAAUUCGUUGAAUACCACUAGCGCUCUUACCCCUUUAAAGAAUGCCUGUAACAUGUUAAAUUCCGUGGGUAGUGUACCGGAUGGUGUGAAUAAUAAUAUGCAACCUAGUUCUGAAGAUAUUAUGGAAAUUGGGUGUAGCGGAAAUGGAAAUAAUCCUGUAUUUGGACAAGAUCGCCAAAGAAAUUAUAAUAUAGAAAACAACACAAAUUUCCAAAACGAAUACAAUUAUCAACAGAAUUAUUGGAACCAACCCCAGCAGCAGGAGAACACUACUAGCUAUGAUAAUCAACACAGCGAUUACUUUGGUCCUCCGAACAAUCAGUUUAAUCCCCAUUUAACAAAUUCAACUAGCUCUUGGAUGAAGAAAGAAGAUCUAAAACCGAAUGUCUCGAAUAUGAUUAACCUCAAAAACGAGAUUAGUAACGAAAAUAAACCGAAAAUAAAUAUUAUAAGCGACAUAAAACUGCCGCCAGUAUUUAGCACAGCCACAACUACAACUUCUAUGGACAAGAAAAUUAAUAUCAUCAGUGAUAUUAAGAUAGAGCCUAAAAUUGAAGAAGGCGUAGAUAUAUACGAUGUAAAACCUAAUGUAUUACCGCCUCUACCGUCUUUAACACCAUUUAAGACAGAGUUUAAAAACGAAUUUCAGUCCGAUAUUAAGACUGAAUUUAAAAACGAAAUUAAAAACGAGGAUGAACAUAAAGACGAAAAACCCCAACUGCCGACCCCCGUUCAAGAGAAUCCAUUUUCUAAAUUGAAUCCUUUGGCAUUAAAGGACUCUAAGGAGGAUAGUGGUAUUCCUUAUGAUUGGGCGAUCGAGUUACUGCAAGAUUACAAACCGGGAUGUAUCGAAAACUCUGCCAAAAUGGGAAUAUUAUUUUGUAUAAUACGAGAAAGCAUCGCUUUAGGUGAUAGACUGUUAGUUUUUAGUCAAUCUCUAAUAACUUUGGAUUUAAUAGAACAGUUCCUUCAAAUGAGUCAGGUUCCAGGAGAGACGUUUAAUUGGGCUAAAAAUAGCAGUUACUAUAGAUUAGAUGGAUCUACAAGUGCUCUGGAAAGAGAGAAACUUAUCAAUGAGUUCAACUCAAAUCCAAAAAUACACGUGUUCCUAGUUUCUACUAGAGCAGGAUCACUAGGUAUUAAUUUAAUUGGAGCCAAUAGAGUAGUAGUUUUAGACGCCUCUUGGAAUCCAUGUCACGAUACCCAAGCAGUAUGUAGAGUUUAUAGAUACGGUCAAAGAAAACCUUGUUUUGUGUAUAGGUUGGUUGUAGACAACUGUUUAGAAAAGAAGAUAUAUGAUAGGCAAAUAAAUAAACAAGGUAUGUCCGACAGAGUAGUAGAUGAAUGCAAUCCUGAUGCCCAUCUUACAAUGAAAGAUGUCAGUACGCUUUGUUGGGACGACAAAACCGAUGACGUAGAGGAAAAAGAUUGGGCUCACGUCAAAGACAACUAUAUAGAUGUAGUGUUACAAAAGGUGCUAGAAAAAUAUGGCAGAACUUUGAAUAAAGAACCAUUCCAACACGAAUCUCUACUAGUGGAUAGAAAAGAAAAACAACUAUCGCAACAAGAGAAACGGUUGGCUAAAAAGGGAUAUGAGAGGGAAAAACAAGCUUCACGCCAACCUGCUUAUAGUUUGAUGGGAUCAGCUAGGGGGCAUAGGCCCGUGGCUUCAGUGAGACCGAUGCAACAGGGAGAACGACCAUCGAGAUGGAUACCAGCUGAACAUUGGCAGCGGCAAGGAAUGACUGCUCAAGAAAUGACAUUACCUUUGGAUGUAGUCAUACCAACAAAUCAACCCGAAAAGGGUAACAUAGUUCUUAAAGCAGGUCAAAAAGUAUUAGUUCUCAAAUCUCCUAAAGGAGUUUAUAUGCAACUAGAAAGCGGAAAGAUAGUUGCUAUAAAGACAGCAAUUAAAGUUAAAGGAAAAGCCGAUGAAGGCGGAGAUCCAACUAAGAUGGUAAAACCACCUCUUUUACCUCCAUCGAUUAAAGGAAAUCCUUCUCUCUCUGUGGUACCCCAAAAGAGAGUUGUAAAACCUUUUGUACCUGGUACUGCUAAGUUUGGAGUUCAGAGCGUCAGGCAGUCAGUCCCCAAUCUUGUGUCGAGGAUUAAAAAUAUGCAAAAAAACAUACAACCAGGCAAAAAAAUGUCUCAAAACGUUGGAUGUGAAGUUCCAAAGUCGUUUGUUGGAGGUAAAGACGACAGAAUGCCAAUUGGUAGCAGCGACGACGAGCAUAAAGACACCCCUUCUUUGCUUCAGCACUUAGAAAGGAUGAAAAGGACUCCCCAACCCCCACAUCAAGAAAGCAACGACGAUAUUGAAAAGAGAAUAGCAUUAUUGAAAAAGAAUAUCUCCAUUCAAAGGGUAGCGGCUAAGACAACUGCCCCUCCAACGCCCCAACAAGCACCAGCGCCACUUCCUCUCGCUCCCCCGGCUCGACCAGCGAUAGUUGAUGAGGAUGACGAGAAAGAAGAAAGUAGUCCGGAGCAUUCUGGCGUCGAACAAAUGGAUCACAGUAAUUCGUCGAUGUUAGGUGAUAGUACCCCUUUCCAGGACACAUUAGAUAGUAUAACAAGUGCAUAUCAAGCGACAAAUGAUGAAAAUCUAGAAUCGUACGAAGACGACGAAAUCUCUGAACAAUCAGAUCCAAAACACCAAGAACAAAGCGAAAUAAGUGAUCAUAGCGAUGAUGUAACAUACGUUUCCGAUCAAUCUCCGACUUCUCAGUAUAAUUCACAAGCCCCAAAUCAUCAACAAUCAUCGUCAACGACUACAGAUCAGCCCAAGACUGAAAAUCAAGACUAUGGCAGCUACAAUAACUACUACAACUACCAAGCACCGCCGUAUCACGCACCUCCCCAUCCGCAAGGUUACGGUUACCCUCAACCGCCACCUCAACCGUACGAUAUGAUGUAUCCGCCUCAACCUCAACAACCCCAGUAUAAUUAUGGAUAUCAAGGUUAUCCGCCACCGCCCCAACCACACUAUCCGCCUCAUCCGCCACCACCACAACCGGGAUAUGAUUAUAGCGGACAAGCACCACCUCCAGCACAACCUAUGUAUGGGGGAUACAAUCCAUAUCCAACACAGUAUCCUCCACCGCCUCCCACACAAGGAAUGUAUCCUCCUCCACCGGCUACCGGGCCUACUCCUCAAUAUAGUGAAUAUCAGCAAUAUGCUCCUCCCAUGAACAAUGUCGCUCCACCUCCUUCGCAGUAUUAUCCUAAUUCUUAAGGUGUUUUAAUAUUAAUUUAGACCAAUCGACUUGGGGAUUCAAAAAACUUGAUAUUUUGAGUUUUUUGUCCGUGAAAUAUCAUGGAGUGAUAGAAUUAGACAGACUUUCACAUCGCUCUUUACUCCUUUUUUUCUUUGUAUAUAUAUUUAUAUAUAUGUUUACUUUAUAAGCAAAUUUUUCGUGUAUAUUACUUAUUAGAAACAUUAGACUUUUGAAUUAUGAAAUUUUGUACAUAUUUUAUGAUGAAAAAUCUAUUUGGAAAUAUGCAAGUAGUAUAAUUGAUUUUUAUUGUUUACAUUUGAUAAAAUUGAGACAAAACGAAAACUCUACAUAUUAUAUUUAAAAAUUAUUCGACAGGGAUAAAAGGGAUUUUUUGAAAAUGGCAAACUUACAACUCCGGAAAACUUUCCUAUUUUCUAUUUCGAAUUUGAAUUUCUCCGUUUCCACCGUGAAAUAUAAAUACAGAUAAUGGAAAACUGUAUGAAAAUAUGUUAUUGUCCAGGGUUAUGAAAAUUGUGAGUAUUGGUGGUAGCAGUAAACAGUGUGUUCAUUAUGAAUAUCACCAACAGUUCCAGAAAUUUCAUCCUUGAAAUCCAAAGAGAAAUUGGAUUGUUUUUGCAUCCAUUGAAAUAUUGUGCUCCGGUUUCACAACCAUAUACACUAGAGUCCUGCCAAUCUGGAGAUCUGCCUAAUUCGGACAGUGCUAUAACUUAAAUUUUUUUUCUAAAAUAGAUGAAUUAGGAAACGUAAAGAAAAACAAGUUUUUUCAAAUAACUUCAUCCAUUUAUUAACACAAGACACAAAGUAAUGAGUAACAUAUGUAACAAAAGUUUUCUUAAAAAAAUUUGUAGUGCAAUUUUGAAAUAACAAAAUAAUGUUAACAAUUCAUUUAUUUAGCAUAUCUUACUUAACAUAUAGUUAACAAGAAACACAAUUUAAAUUAUACCUAAAGGGAUAUUUUCUUCAAUUGCGCGCAAAAAGGGCCAUUUUCUUUAGUUUUUGUUUAACACGUUGCAGCAUAUGCUGAGCGGUGUGAUUGUCAUUUUGUCAUCCAUACAUGCUUUUUCUAGUUUCUGUAAAAACAGUGGAGGUUCAUUUUUAGCAGACACAUUGCAGCUGGCUGACACACUUAUGUGUUGUUUGUUCAUUUUCAAUCCUGGUGUAGAUUGUUCCUAUUGGGAUAUCAGACUUUUAGAAGACAAUGCUUUAAGUUGAUUCCGGAUUACCUUUGAAUUCCCCAAGGUGUUGAAUAAUUACUUCAUUGUUUGCCGAUUGUUUCUCUCCAGUUUAUCAGUCUAAUUCUGUAUUGUUUCUUUUCUCAGUCUUAAGAAACCACAUCUAGUCGUAAAUUCAUGAGCUCAUGCAGUUUGAUCUUUAAUAAAAGGAUCACUGAUAGGGAUUCCUUACUAUCUUUCUUGGGUAAACUGCUACGUUUUUCAAUAAUUUGUUUACUUGGGGUAGUACAAAAGUUCUCCAAUUUACCUCCGUUCUCUAUCAAAUCGGAUAUGGUUGCUUGGAGAAGUAGAAAUGUUUUCAAUUUUAGCUCUGCUCUUUUUCAAACCGAACAAGGUUGCUUUGUAGUUACCAACAUCUUUGGCUAGCUAAUCUUUUAUUGUGAAAGGUUUGCUAGUAAUGAUGAAAUAAUAGAAUGGUCAAGUACAGAAUCUAAAAAUCUACAUUAAAAACUACUCACAAAAACACACGCUGAUUGACUGACUCGUCAUAUGUUUUUGGGAACGGAAGAUGUAUUUAGUGUCUGACUUUUAAUAUUCCACUCAAAGAGAUAAUAUGACAUUAUGUGACAAAAGUCCACCUUAUCAGAAGUUUUGCUUAUCCGAAUGAGAUUAUGUUCCAAAUAGUUCGAAUUGGUGAGACUCUAGUGUAUCAAUAGUGUUCAAAUAAAUUUUUAUCAUCAACAGCUUCAAAAUGCAGUUCCCGUUACUGCUGCUCUAGUUAAAAUGAUAAAUUUAGCAACUACACCUUCACGAUCAAAAUAAUUGAAAACUAGAUGGCACGAGUCAUCAUUAAAUCGAAGAAGAGUUGAAACUUGAUCUCGCGGGGAGGUACUGACGCAACUGUAACACGUGUUUGUUUUGUCAUAAGUCAUUUUAUCACUCACCUAUCGUGUCAUAAGAGUUUAUAAAACUCUUCAAAUAAUUUAAGACAUAUUAGUCUUCAGUAGUAAUCGUACUUCCAAAAUUAAUUACCUUUCCAUUUUAUGCGAUAAUACUUUUUAUCAAAAAUCGACAAAAAUUGUUUGUUUAUGUGCAUUUUCACAUAUUUAACUCAAAUUAAAUCCAGUGUAAUAUAAAUUGGACGAUAAAUGGAAAUAAUUCAGCAAUAAUUUGUUGAAAGGAGAAAAAAAUUGUUCGUGUAACUCUGCAGGUUAUUUAUAAGAUACAUUUUGUGUUACUCUUGAUUUUAUUUCUACAUCAAUCGCAAUCCUUAUUAAUUGUGACAAUUAUUAGGAUUUACUAAACGGAAAUUAUUUUCAGUGAAUCUCACGACUUACGGAAUUAAAAUCAAGAAAUUGUGUUAGAAAUUAUACCAUAACUUUAUUAAUAGGAAGAAUAAAAUAUUCUAGUUAGUUUAAAAUUCCACUUUUAUGUGAUUUUUUUUAGUGACAAAUUGUGAUUUAAUCAAGUGUAAUCUUUUUUUUUUCGUAUGUAUUAAAUUGUGUAACCCAAAUUGAUUGGUCUUCGAUUUCCGAGUAGUGCAAUAGUUUUAACGGAAAAGAAUCUGUAUAAUUCUUAAGGUCCUAGAUGUUGGUGGUAUUACAAAAUUAUCCUUUUUCACGGUAUUUUAGGUAUUUUAUUAAGAUAGUUCUUGAAUUUUUUUUGUGUAAAUUUAAGUAAUUUGUAUAAAGUAGCGUUGUAACAAAAAGUUUUAUUUUAAAUUCAUACACGACGUCAUAAAUACUUGUCUACCAAUUUGAUUAAAAACAAUAUAUACUUGAAUGGCACAUUUUUAGCCUAACCCAGGUCUGAAGUGAAAUAAUUGUAUAAACUAGGUUAUGGUGGGUAGUUGUCACCGAUAGAGCUGGAAUCAAUAAAAAGUCUCUAAUUUAAGAGCAAAGUAUUGAGCCACUUUGAUAAUUUUUUUAAUAUAACUUAGUUUCUUUUUUUUAUUAGAAUCUGCCCUUGUUGCAUAUCAUUCUGAAGGACAUUCAAUGCUCUAAUUAAUUUAUCAAUUCUAUUUCUUUUAUCGAUAAUAUUUUUCCAAAAAAUUACAAUAUGUGAUGAAUAUGUUUCUUCUCUUGCUCGAAUGAUGCCUUGCAUACAAUCGUUUCAUCUAUCACUGUCUCUUGUAUGUUCAAAACCGUGAUAGUUGCUGGAUUUUUUGCAUUGAUGCUUUUAUUAGCUUGUUCCAAAUUUUUUCUAUUAGAUUGUCCACACAAUUACAUUUCUGAAGAAUUUUUUUAAUAUCCGAGUUAUAUGAGGCUUGGGAUUGUCCUGUAUUAAUGAUAAUUUAUUCCCAAUGAGGCUGUUAUAGAGGAUAUCAACUGAUUUUUAUAACUUAAGGAAUCAUCAUUUAACUGCUAUCUCUUGUAGGUGUAAAACCAUGGUAGGUGCUGGAGCUUUUGGUUUGAUUCUUUUUUAGCUUGUUCCAAAUCUUUUCUAUUGGAUUGUGGUCGUCCAUAUAAUUACUACAAUACCAACAUCUCUGAAGAAAUUUUUUAAUAUCAGAGUUGUAUGAGAAUUGAGAUUAUCCUGAAUGUAUAAUAAAAAUUUAUUGCCAAUAUGGCUAUUAUAUGCUCAUUCAAAACUUCUGCUACACAACGGUUUGUAGUGAUACCAUUAUUUCGUCCCGGGGAAAUGUAUGAUAAUUCUUUGUGCGAAAUUACCCCCAGAACAUACUGGGUCCACUUCUGUAAGCAUUUCUUUUUUCUAUACUUUGUGCAGAUCGGUCUCCAGCGCCUCUUUUACGUCGCUUGUUUCCAUGGAGCCAUACUCUGGUCUAGUCUGAUAAGACUACCGUUUCCAUUGCUGAGCAGUCCGACACUUGCUUGUCGAUAACAUUAAAUUGUCAAUACAAAUAUUUUUACGAACUUCUUGUUGUUUAAACAUGAGGGUUUAAGCACCGCGAAUACUUAGAAUACUGGCAGUUAGGUAGAACAAAAUUACCGACUUUUUACAUAUUUUCAUCAGUGUUUGGCGUGCAAGGUCGACCUGAACGCGAAUCAUCUUCAUCAAUGUUUGGCAAUUAAAUUUCAGUUGCAGUUUUUCCCAAUUUCAUGUGAAAUUUCACAACAAUCCGUUGCUCUAUUUUUAAUUCGAUCCUUUUUAUAGCAAAACAAAAAAAACAUUCUAUAAAAAGGAAGACGACGGCUACACUGGUAGAUAUCGCAUUCGAAAUAGUAGGCGUACUUUUUAUGUAGCAGCGCUAGUCUCGUUAUUUAAUAACCACACCUCGUAUUUAUUAGUCACUUCGUGAUCAUGAUUUCUGAAAAACAGAAUUUUCGAGAUAUACACUUAUAGUGUUCAACUGAGCUCUGCUUUUACGUGGUACUGGUGAGAUGGAUCGUAAUAAGGUCUAAUUCUUAUAUUUAUACAUUUUUUUAUCAAAUUUGGAUAAAAUGUAAAAACAAAAUUGUUUUUACGGAACUCGUUUGCUAAAUAAAGUCGGUAAAUUCUGUCGUUAACAUAAGGGUAAAUUUAUUUUAGACGUUGCCAAAUGUAUUCUUUCUUAAAUUUACAUAAAAAAUUUUACUUUCCAAUUGCAACACCCCUGUUUUUCAUAACUUUCUAUACAUUUAUACUGAGGAAAAGUGAAAAAACAAAAAUUUUAUUUUGUGUAAACAGAAAGUGAAAAGGGGAAACCUGAAUGUUUCAGAGAAAUUAAUUGCAAAUUUUCAAAAUUUUAUGAUUUUUUGAGUCCGUGGUCUAUAUUUUUUAAAAAUAAUCGAGACAAGUCAAAUGAGACUUUGAACUUUCGAUAAUUUCUUUUCUAAACCACCGAAAUUGGAAUAAUAUCUUGAAAUAAAACUUACAAAGCGUUGGACUGUAAAAGAGGAGCUUUUAGUCAAAAAAAUCUCAUGAUUCGACACCUCUAGAUCCGGUGGAAAGGAUCGUAACCCCUUUUUUCACCAAAACCACCAAUCACGUAGACAUUAGUAUUAAAGUUAAACCACACAAAGAAAUAUUAUAAGAGCUAUCUUAAUAUACCGUAACAUUUAACAGAUUUGAUAUUUUUCGAGGAUUAUGAUAUAAAAAUAGCAUUGGAAGUGGAAUAUGACUUUAUUUUAUCAAACUUUAUAUUAUAAAAAAAAUUGCAAAUUGAGAUUAUUAACAAUUCUGAAUAGAAGUUAUGAAUAUAAUACUUUUUAAAAAUUUUAUUUUAAGAACUUUUUUUUAAAUUUCCAAUGUAUUGUUUAUAUUGUAAAAUUAUUAUUAAGGGAAAUAUCAAAAAUGUAUCUAUGACUUUAUAUUAAAAAACAUCAGAAUUAGUCCUGAAGCUGGGCAUAUGGUAUUUGGAAUAAAUACAUUUUCCAAUGUUUUUUGUAAUAGUAUCCAAAGAAAACUUAUAAAAUAAAUAUAUAAAUAACAAAAUUUUCAAAACUCUUUGCCGCCUUUAUUGACAUUAUAAUUUGAGAACCAAGGUUUCGUGUAAGAACCUUGAUUAAUUUCCGAAAAUUUUUCAGGGCACACAAAACACAGUUUUAUAAUGAAAUAUACUGGGUUUAAAAAAAGUGAUUGAUUUUAUGGAUAGAUCAAAUGAUAUUGUAAACCUAUGAGUUAUUUCACUGUCUUUGAGCUGAUUUCCGUAUUUUCCAAGAAAAUGGAGUUACGUAAUUUGUUUAUAAAAUUAUGACCUAAUAAACGGAGAUAAGCAGUUUUCCGUAGGAAUUAAAGCGGGUUAUUUCCUUUUUAAAAACUCUUUAUUUAGACAAUGAAAAAACAUUUUCUUGGAACUGGAAAAUAUUUCCAUUUAAUGAAAAAUGUAUUAAACCUAAAUAGGUAUUCAUCAGACUGUUAAAAAAAAUCUACUAUGUUCUUUUCUUAUUAAUAUUGAAAAUAUUGUUCGAAAUUACGAAAAAAAAAAUCUUGAAAAACUUAGAUUUAUUAAAAUUAAGAGGUGCGUCGAAAAUUUCAAUUUCUCAUUUGAUUAACUUUGGAACUCGUUAACAAGUGAUCGGCAUAGUUGAGUCAGAACAUAUUUCUGUAGAGAAUUGAACGCUCUCUAAAAAAUAUUUGUAUAAUUUUCUGAUAUAUUUACUUUUCCAAAAGUUAUUUAACGCUAAAGAUGGAUUGAUUUAAAAUAUUUACAUUCUUCUAAUUUUCCGACGCAACCAUCAACUUUAUGAUAAAAUUUGGUAGGACUUUUUUUGUUGAACAUUUGAUAUCCUAUAACUUAUCUCCUAAAAAAUUUUGAAUAUUUUUUACAGAUCGUAAGUUAUUUGCAAAAAACUAAAAACAUUCCAUAACUUUUGAACGGCUUGACCGAUUUGAUCGCGGUCGACGCCAUUCGAAAGGGCUUGACUGAACUUAGAUUUUGACUACGGUUUGGACAGAUUCGGGUCGGUAGGAAAACCACGUCGAUCGCCAAAAAGCCGGUCAAAAUCGGUUGAUUCGUUUGUAGAUCGUAAGUUAUUUGCAAAAAACUAAAAACCUUCCAUAACUUUUGAACGGCUUGAUCGAUUUGACCGCAGUUAACGCCAAUGGAAAGGGCUUGACUGAACUUAGAUUUUGACUAUGGCUUGGACCAAUUUGGACCGGUAGAUUUUGAAAUCUUAAAAAAACUAUGAAAUUUUUUUCUUGGGAAUAACUUUUAAACGGCUUUACGACCGAUUCCAAAAACUAAUCAGCUCUUAACAUCAAAAAACCACGUCAGUACCCACCCAGUCGGUCAAAAUCGGUUGAUUUGUUUGUAAAUCCUAAGUUAUUUUCAAAAAACUAAAAACCACAAAAACAUGAAAACAACUUGUUAUAUGGAAAACGAACAACUUGAAAAUAAAUUUAAACUAUUCGGAUAGUAUCUAUCGAAACUGAUUUACACAUUAUUGCAAAAAUCAAAAUAGUAUCUGGAGAUUACACGAGAUUCCACGUGGCGUAUUAAUCCUUUCUUUUUUACCACUUAAGAUUCCUGUUUUUGCCAAAUAUUGCCUCUUGCUUAAAAGCAGCCUUUGUUCCAGUUAAUUUAAUACUGGUACUAGUACACCCUUCCUAAUCACUGAUAUCGCCGAGUACCUCUUCAGCCUAGCAGCACCUCCCUUAUGUAUCCCGUCAUUGCUGGACGGUGUCGUUCGUCUUUAACAUCCAAGAAACGACUUCUUACAGUAAUCAAAAUUUAUACAGAAAUAAUUUAAUGACAAUCACUAACUAAAAAGAGGUACGCACUUUUGAAAUUUCGCAGUAAUAAUAGUAGAUAACUAUUGUGUUACCUGAAAGAAGUUGUUGAGGUUUGCAAGUAAUUAGUAGAAUUGCCAUAAUAUAUUAACGAAAUCGAAAGACGUUUUCAAGCUUUCUGUUACUUGAAAAGUCUCACAUAUGCUCUGCUUCGGCACUAGAUCUAAUGUUAAAAUGUCUAACUUCCCAUAAUUAUGUUGGCUUCAAAGAUAUUUUGUAAAUUAAAGGUGUCCAACUAUAAAUUGACACAUUUUAAUAAUGGUAAAAUAUACACGUUUAUAAAAAUAUUGAAGAAAUGAGGUAAAGAAUUUUUUUUUUCAAAAUUUAGUGUUAAAAUAUUUCAAAAUCGAUUCUUACGUUCUACAACAUUUGAAAUUUAUAAUAAAAAAAAACUAUAAAAAAAAUGUGGAACAUAUGUCAUAUGGUAAUAGUUUAUAAUACAAAAUAAUCAAUGAUCCUCUUUUUUUAAAUUAAACACCCAUAAAGGCAUUUGGAAUAUUACAAUGUGUUCAACUGUGAUCAAUGAGCAAUUCAAUUCUAACUUAAUCUAAUGGAGUUUAAAAUUCAAUAUUAACUUAUUAUAUAUUAUUAUAUAUUAACUUCAGCGUUCCUUAGAUUCUGUAGAAUAGAUUGCACCAAAGUGCCCACACAAGUUCUGCUUUUGGACUAACACUAAACUACCUCAAAGAGCUUGAUCCUCUUUAAGUCUUUUUUCUAACCCAAUAUUAUCAAGGAGCUGGAUAGCAUCCACAUUGACAUAAUAAUGGAGUCUUCUUAAUUUCUUAAUGAUCUGGUCAACAGUAUCCAUUUCUAGGUCCCUAUGAAUGUACAAAGAGGCAUCUACUAAGCUCCUAAAUGCUUUUUUUUUGGAAUCUUUGAAUGAUUGCUAAGUUGCUUGCUUUGGUGUAUCCCAACAGUUGGAUACCAGAAGUCCAUACAAGCUUAAGUAUCUGCAGAGUAGAGACAGAGUGGAGUUUCUUCAAAUUAACCAGUAAAUUUUUCUAUAUUUCAGACCAAGUUCUCUUUUCUCUUCAACAUGAACCUUCCAUAGAAGUUAGGCAUCUGAACUAAUACCUAAAUAUUUUCCUGAUUUUGAGCGCACAAUCAGGUUAUUAUUAUUUGUUUGUGAAGUUAAUUUGAACUGAUAAUUUCAUUAAGUUCAAUUUUCCAACUCUUCGUUCAAUCAUAGAUGCGGUGUACAGCUUUUUGAAGCUUAUUGGUUGCUUCUUCAUUACUUCUCCUAUUGCUAAAAUGGCAGUGUCAUCGGCGAAGGUGGCUAUGGUAUUAUUCAAUGACCUUUUGUAAUAAUUAAUCCCGAACAUCAGGCACCAACAGUCUGCGGAGGAUAACCUUGUUUUGUGACAACCCUAGCUGUCCUAAGAGAUCAAGAUCCGUUGACCUGGCUGAUGAUCUUGAAUCAUGAAUUUCAUCUAUUUUGGUCAAUCACAACUCUGGACAGGAGUGGUAGAAAUUGAUAAAAAGAGAAUGAAUUUCAAUACUCUAACGCUCGAAAGGGCAUAAAGAGGCCUAAAGUAGAAGAAAAAAAUGAAUGACAUGGUCAAUUCAAAUUCUAUAGAUCGAUACAGAGGAACAAACCGCUGUUUAAAAAUAUUUACAAUCGACUAAAACUUUUUCGUGAUACCGGCCACUUCGUUUAUAGAUUGCCUCCUUAGGAAAUCAGGACUGUAACUUUUAUUAAAAAGUCCUUACAACGCAUUUAUAAUUAUUACAAUCUUAUAAUCUAAUUUGAUCAAUGAGUAAUUUUUGUCUCACCCAAAUUAGUACAUGAGACUUGAAUAACUAAAGUCUAUUCACUAAUAUACCUUGGGUUCCAAUAUUCUUCUUCACUUGACUUAUAUACACUACCGAGCACUAGAUUUUUGCACUAGAUGUAUAGGAUGGAUUUAUAUAUUAACGUUAUUCGUACAUCCCAAAAUCAUUUUUAUUAGAAGAAAACAAUAAUACAAUAAUUUCUUCUCCUAUUUUGUUUUUUUUUUUUGGGAAAACCAAACUCUAUUACACUCGAAUGGAGAUGCCUGUUUAAGUUUCUGGUCAACUCUGGUUCGCCUAUAAGUCGAAUUUCUUUCUUCUGUAUCGAGUCGAGCAUCCUCAGAGUAUGCUUCGGAGCUGAUCUCCAAAUGUGCGAGCAGUACUCCAAGAUGAACGAAUCUCGUAGAGGAUUAGAAGCUGUUGCGGGGUAUAUAGAUUGUUUAGACGGAACCAAAUCCUGAGCCGCAGUACCAGAAUGUUUUCAAUAUGGUGAUGAUCAAUUGCUACCUACUACAGAUUUAUAAGGUCGGCAUGCCAAACCAUGUCAAAAGUCUUCUAUAUAUCCCUGAUUCCCUCAAAAUAGCGUCUUUUUAGAAAUAAACGCUUCAAUUGUAAAGCAUCAUAUUUUCAUAACCAGAAGAAUUGAAAGAAUAAUAAGAAUCAUAGUGAACAAAAACAUUAUAUGAAAUAUAGCGAAAACUAUGUACAAUUGGAUUUUUUUAUAUUCGUUAUAAUGCGUUGUUGAAAUGUGUCAAUAUUCAAAUAACACUUGUAUUAGAAUAACUAUUUUGAAACGAGUUUUAAGGUAAUUUUUAUAUAUUAGAAUAUGAAAAAAAUUCCUUACUUUUUACAUUUGCUCAAUCAUAUGUCUAAUAUUAUUUCAACAUUUAACUAAUUCAAUAUCUGCCUCAAACAUUUAGAUACAUAUAGAGUCGUUAUUUCGAAGAUAAAAUUUUCGAAAAAAAAAAAACAGUUUAUCGAAACUUCAUCUAAUCAUUUGACAUUUUUUUAACUCUUUCCUCCGCUCCGAAGUUCCUGAACAUCCUGCAUCAAAUUUUUGAUUAUAUUAUAGGAAAAUUUUUAUUGACCCGUAACAUCACAAUACAGUAGAUUAUAAUUGUAAUUUUUAACUGAAAAUACUGUCUGAAAUAUUUUUUCAUGUCAAAACAAUAUAAAAACGGAAAGUAAACUUUCGACUUACACGAAAGUUACGAAAAAGGGUUUUAUUAUAAAAAUACUUCUACAUUCGAAUGCUCCCCUUCAAUAUACUCCCCUCCCCUCACUACACACCUUUCCAUACGUUUUUUCCAUUGAUCGAAGCAGUGCUGGAAGUCUUCUUUAGUGAGCGCCUUUAGAAGCUCUGCCGUUUUUUGUUUUACCGCUUCCAUCGACUCAAAUUGGGUACCUUUCAAAGCAGAUUUUAUCUUCGGAAACAAAAAAAAGUCGCACGAUGCCAAAUCUUGUGACUACAGCGGGUGUUCGAGCACUAGAGUGCGCUUACUGGCCAAAUACUGCUUCACAGAUAGCCCGUUAUGGGCAGGUGCGUUGUCUUGGUGCAAAAUCGGGCCGUUUUUUACGAACUCUGGUUGGAAGUCUGAUCGUCUCGAACCCAUUCAGUCAUCACGAUACCGUUAAUGUCGAAAAAAACGAUCAACAUUGUCUUAAAUUUUGAUUUUCUCUCUCGGCCCACCAACUAAAAAACGGGCGCACCAGAUAGAAAAUUGUCCUCAUAGGCCUCUUGCAACAAUUUAGAGCACUCAGUCGGAGUUUUUUUUUUCAAUUUAACGGCACGAGAAAAAAAUACGUUCGUUUCAAACAGCUACUGCACAAAUACUAUUAUAGUGGUGGAAACGUGUUUUGGGAGGUGCAUAGACAAGAUAUCUAGAUACCCAACGCACUACUCGUUUUUUACCCCACCCGUCUAAGGCGCCCUCAAGGUGUGCAGUCUUGUUAUUUAAUACACAGACCUCGUAAAACAAUGGUCUGACACACAAUUGAUUUGCACUUAAUUAAAACGUAAGAAGUUACACGGUAAAAAAAUGUUCUUAAGCGGAACGCGAAAAAAGUCUAUAAUGUUCUUUUGCUUAGCAGACGACAACCUUGAUUUUGCCGCGAUAUUCUGCCAUUUCCUAAUCCACAAAAUAUCUAUAGGGGUAGACGUAGAGCUUUGUUCGAUGUACUGAAGGGCUGCAUCAAAUGCAUUUUUAUCAUCUUUAUGCGAUACUCGAGCCAUAGGUUCAUUGUCUUCGUUAUCAUCAUCGUUCUCGUUCCCAUCGGUUGUUCGAGUUAGAAAGUCAGUGAUUUGGUCGUCAGUUAAUUCUUCUUCUAUUGUGCAGCUGUACUGAUUGAUCCACUCACUUACGUCAACAUCCGGUUGUAAAGUUUGCAACUACUUCAAAAUUGUUUUGAGUGUCUACGUCUUGAGUUUCGUCAUUUGUUGCACGGGAUGUUUUAUCUUCUUUCUCUUCACUCAUUUCUUUUAACGUUUCAUUUUUAUUUUCUUCCAUUUUUGGCCACAGUUUACGCCAAGAGUUUUUCAAGCGUUGAUAUCGGCAUUUCUUCAUAAACUUCAGCAAUUGUAUAGAUGACACCUUUUAUAUUUAUUGAUUUCAUCGCUUGAAACUAGCUAUUGACCUCUCUAAAAUUUAUCUAAUUUAUUUUCGACGAUAUCGCAUCUUCAGCCACUCAAUGACCCCCUGGUCCAUGGGUUGGAUUAGGCAUGUUACGUUGGCAGGAAGAAACAAAGUUUUAUUUCACCUUUUUCAAGUUCAUCUUCGGAUGUGAGAUUACGCGAGUUUCUUUUCUCUUAGAUGUUUUGUAACGGCAGGGACGAACUGGUCAUAAAACCAUUCCUUAAAGACUCUGGAAUCCAUCCAAGAUAAUAUACAGGCAGUGAUGUCAUUUCAAUGUUUUUGAACACCCUUGGUUUUCUUGCCUCUCCGAUCACAAUCAAUGGCAUUUGUGUUACUACAGAGAGCAAUUGUUAUUUCAUCUUUGGCAAUUUUUGUACCAGCUACAGACUCAUUUUUUGCAGCAAGAGCUCUUGCGGGGAACAUUUUGUAGUUUAAGCCAGACUCGUCAAUGUUAUACACUUGAUCCGGGGAAAGUUUCAGCUUUUUAACCAAGUUAAGAAAUUUUGGAACAAAAUCAUUAGCAGUUAUUUCGUCAGUCGGAAAUAAUUACAUUUCGAAUACCGUGUCGUUUUUUCUACCGAUAUAGCCAGUUUUCACUCACUGUAAACUUUUCAUUUUCAUUGUCUCUAACUUUUUAUACAAAACCAGAGUCUUUUCUUUAAUAAUGGGUCCAGGCAGUGGAGUUCCUUUUCUUCUUUCCCGCUUAAACCACACCCACAAGGCGUUGUCUAUAAUUUCAAUUUUAGGCUCUUCAAAGCGCAUUUCUCAUCAUCGAUCGUCACUGUAAGACUUUCAAGAGUUUUCCGAUUUUUUCCAGUUUUUAACAGUUGUUAUCCUAAUUCUUAACCCACUUCCAACCUUUUAAAGAGACGCCUUCAUACAACCUUUCAGGCACAUUCAUUUUCUCCGCUAAAGACAACGUCACAUGCUUACGUUUCGUUGAUACAAUAGAAGAACACUGUCACAACUGCGUGCAUAAUAACAAUCAUAUCGACUUCGAAAUAAGUUAUUUUAUGUUGAAACUGUACAGACUACCUCACCUAUCAACAAUCAGCUACUACUGGGAGUUAGACCAUGGCAAUGCAGACCUGACUGUAGCUGCGGCCGUAUGAUCGGACUAAGCGGGGAGUCAGACCAUCCGAGGUCGGAUUAACAGGUUCUACUGAAUAAUUAUUACCAUAAAAAUUACAUGUAUUGAUAUAACUAUUCAAACAAAGGAAUAUAUUGAUAAAAAUUACUUUAGAACUCUCUUAAAAUGACAUAUCUAUUGCUGGAAGUUAGUCAUGCUUUAUACAAUACCCAGUAUUCGAUUUCCUUAGAUUAAAAACGGAAGGCUUGUAGUUGUAUACUUAAGAAUAGUAACAUUACUGUAUGAUGAAUGUAAUUAUUGUAUGUUAUCUUGUAACAAGAUGUUAAUUUUUAACGGGAACUGAACUACAUAAUUUUAUAGAUGUCAUGAUUUUUUAUAAUCACAUAAAAGGAUGUUUUGAUAAUGCUACAUCAACACUUUCAAAAAUGCAUAUAAAAUUAUCAGAAAGUUGCAUUUGAUAUUUUAAAAAUAAUUCGUUAUUCUUAAUUAUUUUCAAACAAAAUUUGAAAAAAUUCCACGUAUUCCAAACUAUUAUUGCGAUAAAUUUUUUAUUUUUUUUAAUAUCAUGAAAUUCAUUCUUGCCUCCAGUUGAUCUAGCUCAGUAAUUAAAACUAGGUUUCUGAAUGUCCUUUGAUCCGUCUAAUCUCAUAUAAGAGGCCUGGCUAUUAAAUAACGAAAAAGGGCUUUAUUAUAAAAGUUAUUCUACAUUCAAAUGCUCCCCUUCAGCAAAUUCCCUCCCCUCGCCACACACCUUUCCAUACGUUUUUUCCAUUGAUCGAAGUAGAGUUGGAAGUCUUCUUUAGUGAGGGUCUUUAUGAGCUCUGCCGUUUUUUUGUUUUACCGCUUCGGGUCCCUUUCAAAGCAGAUCUUUUUCUAACCUUUCAAGGAAAUCUGAUCAGACCCGUUGAUGCAAGAGCUUUUGUUUAGGAAUCAGAUUUUUUGGCACCAACUUCGCACAGACUUUUGUCAUGUGUCAAAUAUUUCUAACAGUUUCUUUAUCGGUGUUUACAGCCUCGGCAAUAAUCCGGAUGCUCCUUCGACCAUCUGCACGCACAAUUUGAUUGAUUGUUUCUGUUUCAUUUUUAGUGCUCUCUCGGCCCUCACUAAAGCGCUUACACCACUCAAAAACACACGCACGAAAUAGAGAAUUGUCCCCAUAGGCCUCUUGCAACAAUUUAUAGCACUCAGUUGGAGUUUUUUUCGAUUUAACGAAAAAUUUGAGAUUGAUACGCUGCUCCUGUUUUUCGGCACUAGAAAAAAACACGUUCGUUUCAAACCGCUACUGCGCAAAUACUAUAAUAGAGACGGAAACGUGUUUUGGCACGUGCAUAGACAAGAUAUCUAGAUACCCAACGCACUACUCAUUUUUUACCCCACCCGUUUAGGGCGCCCUCUAGGUGCGCAGUCUCUUAAUACCUAGACCUCAUAUCUACCAGCCUCCCUCACUUAGGGGCAGUGAAGCUCAGGACUUCUUAAGGAACAAGCUGUAGUUGCAAUUUCCACUCCCUGGCGAUUCGUAAUCCAUUGUAUAGUAGUGGGCGGCCAUUAAGCACGUAGUCCUCAUAGCCUCGUCGUUCCCCACUUGAUAUUACCAAAGAUAUCUUUUGAAAAGCCGAUCAAGCGCUUUGGCUUGAACCUUUCGACGACUUAGGAUAUAAUUCCUAAUCAGUCGAAGAGGAAAAAACUGCAGUGGCUUUGUUUCGCUACCGGGUGGAUACCGCACGCUAGCUCCAUGUAUGAAAUCCAUCAGCUGUUCUUUAGAGAAACCGGCAGCUCGAUUCACGGCUGCAGAUUCGAUCGUCCCAACGGACUCUGCUGCGAGUGCAAUUUUAUGGCUUUUGGAUCGAACUCGCUGUUUGAUGGGCGCAAAGCCAGGUAAAGCCUGGAUAUCAGGGUUGGAAGCCCUGGAUGAAGAAGGAUUGGAGGUUGGGGCAACCCUAAGAUCCAAGACCAUCAAGUCCCAAGCCGUCUGGGCAUCAUUGGUCUUCCUUCUUUUUUUUAUCUCCGCAUCAUUGAUGUUGCAGCUUCUGAGCUGGACAUUGUCAGAAGCACUGAGCAGAGCUUCGACAUUGGUAAA
Diorhabda carinulata is the source of this 22143-nucleotide messenger RNA. RefSeq lists its product as uncharacterized. The record is from RefSeq and is a predicted model, not a curated record. The transcript has 18 exons. Gene Ontology annotation, cellular component: nucleus. Gene Ontology annotation, molecular function: ATP hydrolysis activity; ATP binding; ATP-dependent chromatin remodeler activity. Lineage: Eukaryota; Metazoa; Arthropoda; Insecta; Coleoptera; Chrysomelidae. The coding region runs from base 789 to 7226 and encodes 2145 amino acids.